GCUGUUAUUCUAAUCAUUGUCUUGAGUUUAGCAAUGUACCUUGUGAUCAUCCUUAACAAUUAUACACUUAUGCAUAUAGUUUUUAGAAUAUUAUCUUAAUUAAGUUUUCUUUAGUCAUUUAAAUAUAUCGGCUUUGCUGGACUUGUCUGAGCUGGGCAUCUCUUUCAGACUAGCUUUCACAAACCUUGAAUCACAUUGGCUUAGAGCACUGGGAUUUCAGAUUUGGUUUGGCAUGCCCCAAAACCCCCAAGUCCAACACCAACAACAUCAACAAACACCUUUGGUUUCUGUGUGAAAGAGGGAUUCUUAAAUUCUUCCCAAGUUACAUUAUUAUAUAUUUCUGUGAUGUGUUGCUUGCGGUAUAUACUGAUGGGGAAUGUGAAGGCAAGCUAGAUCAUAUUCCAUCAACCAAAGCUGUUGCCUUUACUUGAAACAGUACUACUUUCCUUCUUUUCUUUGGGUUUCUGCUUCUUCUUCUCCUUCUCCUUCUCCUUCUUCUUCAAAAGGAACAGAAUGAAGCUGUAAGAUCUUCUCAUCAGCUCUUGAAGACUUUGAAUCUCUUACAGUCAUACUUCAGAUAAAUCAUUGUCGAUCGGAUAGAGUUCAAGUAGUAUAGAAAGACGAGUUAAGCUUCAAUGGAGAAGCUUAUAAAUCCAUAUGAUAAGGAGUGCAUGAGGAUGGCCAUUUUGAAGCAUGAAGAGAUAUUCAAGGAGCAGGUAUAUGAGCUUCAUAGGCUAUACCACAUCCAAAAAUUAUUGAUGAACAGUUCAAUAGGUAACAGCAGGCCUAAAGGAAACAAAAGAGAAAACUGGGAUUUGCAGAAUGAGCUGCACAGAAAGCUAGAUUUAGAACAGCCUGCAGAAGCAGCUGAAGAGUUGGAGGUCAUAGAUGAGAGUGAGAUUGAGUUGACUCUAGGACCCACAAGAUACAGCAAAAACAGAAGGAAGAAAUCAGAAGCACAACUAACUUCAGAUUCAGGGCUAAGUUUCUCUUCUUCUUCUACUGGAUCAAGCUAUGUGAACAGAACAAGUUCAAGGACUCGUUACCAGAGGAGGAGUAAAGAGCAAUUGGGUGGGUGUGAAGAGCAAUUGAGACAGGAUGAGAGGCUUAAAAUGCCUCCUUGGUUUUUCCAAGUUUUGAGCUUGAACAUGACUUGAUCAGAAGUAUUAUGAUCUUCUAGGUUGAUAUGAUGUGAUUUUAGACCUCUUCUUAUUGACUAAUUUGUGAUGGAUGUUGUGGAUUCUAAGUUAGUGGUUUGCUAGUGUGAUUUCUAAUGGAGUUUUUGUAUAAAGAUUAGUAAUUUGUCUGCAUUGCUUUGUUCUUGUUUCUAAAAGAGCA
Molecule: messenger RNA, 1338 nt
Organism: Fragaria vesca subsp. vesca
Lineage: Eukaryota; Viridiplantae; Streptophyta; Magnoliopsida; Rosales; Rosaceae
Exons: 3
Coding region: 636-1157 (173 amino acids)
Source: RefSeq, a predicted model, not a curated record